AUGUCCGAAUCGCAGCCCCUCCUGCAUCCGCGCGAUACACACCCAAAAACACUUCUGUCAUCUUUCCGCUGGCUCAUUCUAUCGUCCGCUGCCAACUGGCUGCUGCUGUUUGUGCCCUUGGGCAUGGCGGCCCAAUGGUUCCACUGGGGCUCGUUGGCCGUGUUCACCCUCAACUUUCUCGCGAUCGUGCCGCUCGCCAAGCUGCUCGGCGAUGCCACAGAGCAAGUAAGUAUGCCACUCGGUCCCGCUCUCGGUGGCCUGCUCAAUGCCACCUUCGGUAACGCGGUAGAACUGAUUGUCGGUGUCGUGGCCCUUCUCCAAGGCCAGCUCCGUGUCGUGCAAAUGUCGCUGGUGGGCUCGAUCCUGUCGAAUCUGCUUCUCGUGCUGGGUCUGAGCUUCUUUGUCGGCGGUAUCUACCAGCCGGAAAACACGUUUGCUCAGACGGCCGCUCAGGCGUCCGGCUCCAUCAUGACCCUCGGCUGCUUUACUAUGGUCCUGCCCGCCGCCUACUGGGGCUCCGUCAAGAAUGGAAACACCGACAAAGAUAUCUUUUCGACCGCGUUCUCGUCCUUGGGCGCAUCGCGUGCGCCGCUUGAGAAGCCCGCUCCCGGCACCUUUGAUGCGCUGGGUGGCAUCCUGUUCAUCUCGCGUGGCACAGCUGUGAUCUUGCUCUUGAUCUACGUCGGCUACCUCUUCUUCCAGCUGCGCACGCACUCGUUCCUGUACGAGAGCCCUACACGGGAGCAGGACGAGCAAGAAGAACAGCCCGACAUGUCGCCGCAGGCCUCGAUUCUGGCCCUCCUGAUCAUCACGCUCAUCACCUCGGUGAACGCCGACUACCUCGUCUCGGCCAUCGACGACGUCGCCAACAACUACGGCAUCUCCAAAGUGUUUAUUAGUACCAUCCUGCUUCCGAUCGUCGGUAAUGCCGCUGAACACGUCACGUCGGUGUGGAUGGCGGCCAAGGACAAGAUGGAGAUUGUCCUGGGCGUCUCGGUCGGCAGCUCCGUCCAAAUCUGCCUGGGUCUCGUGCCUGUGCUCGUGCUGGUCGGAUGGGCCGUCGGUCAGCCGCUGACGCUGUACUUCCACGACUUUGAGACCAUCAAUCUCGUCGUGUCCGUCCUGCUCGUCAACUCGCUCAUCCAGGACGGCAAGAGCAACUACCUCGAGGGCGCCCUGCUCGUGGCUCUCUACCUUGUCAUCUCGCUCUCUUUCUGGGUAUCGCCAUCGUAA
Malassezia restricta is the source of this 1233-nucleotide messenger RNA. RefSeq names its product Ca2+:H+ antiporter. The record is from RefSeq and is a predicted model, not a curated record. The coding region runs from base 1 to 1233 and encodes 410 amino acids. Gene Ontology annotation, molecular function: calcium:proton antiporter activity. Gene Ontology annotation, cellular component: fungal-type vacuole membrane. Gene Ontology annotation, biological process: intracellular calcium ion homeostasis; calcium ion transmembrane transport. The transcript has a single exon. NCBI's taxonomy places the organism in Eukaryota, Fungi, Basidiomycota, Malasseziomycetes, Malasseziales, Malasseziaceae.